Messenger RNA from Anoplopoma fimbria (sablefish), 1218 nucleotides. It is a transcript of the gene insm1a, whose product is annotated as insulinoma-associated 1a. The record is from RefSeq and is a predicted model, not a curated record. Gene Ontology annotation, molecular function: DNA-binding transcription repressor activity, RNA polymerase II-specific; RNA polymerase II cis-regulatory region sequence-specific DNA binding. Gene Ontology annotation, biological process: regulation of cell cycle process; negative regulation of transcription by RNA polymerase II; neuron differentiation. Gene Ontology annotation, cellular component: transcription repressor complex; nucleus. NCBI's taxonomy places the organism in Eukaryota, Metazoa, Chordata, Actinopteri, Perciformes, Anoplopomatidae.
AUGCCGAGGGGAUUUCUGGUGAAACGGAACAAGAGGACCAACCCGGUGUCCUACCGGGUCCGGCCCGGUGAGGAGGAGCACAAGGAGCAUGCUGAUGAUGCUCUUCCUCCUCCUCCUCCUCCCUCCUCCUCUCUCCGGGUGAUGGAGCCGACGCCCUGCUGUGCGGCGGCGGCUCCGGAGCAGACAUCCAGACCGGUCCAGUUCGGGAACCCGGAGCUGGUGUACCAGGCUCUGCUGUACAGCCCCACCCGACCCAGCUCCUCCUCCUCCUCCUCCUCUUCCUCCUUUUUCAACCUGGGCUCUCCGGUGUCCGCGGAGUCCUUCCCGACGCAGGCUGCGCUCCCCGCCGUGGAGAACCUGUACGGCCCGGUGGACCUGAAGAUCGGCUCCAGCAACAGCAGCCGAACCGGUACCAGCACCACCACCUCCUCCUCCUCCACCUCCUCCAAGCGCAAACCCAAACCCUCCUCCUCCAAGAAGACCAAAGCCAUCCGGAGGCUGCACUUCGAGGACGACGUCACCACCUCCCCGGUGCUCGGGCUGAAGAUCCGAGAAGGUCCGGUGGACCGGCCCGUCAGAGCCCAGCAGCCCGGAGGAGACGACGUCCCGCUGGGGGAGUUCGUGUGCCAGCUGUGCCGAGAAGCCUACCUGGACCCGUUCGCCCUGGCCCAGCACAGGUGCUCCAGGAUCGUCCGGGUGGAGUACAGGUGUCCAGAGUGUGACAAGGUGUUCAGCUGCCCGGCCAACCUGGCCUCACACCGGCGAUGGCACAAACCCAAGCCGCAGCCGGAGGUCGAGAAGGACAAGGACAAGGACAAGGACAUGGACCAGGACAAGGACCGGGACAAGGACAGGGACACUCCCAGUCCUGGGCCGUCCGAGUCCGGCUCAGAGGAAGGCCUGUACGACUGUCACCACUGUGGGAAGAGGUUCAAGCGCCAGGCCUACCUGAGGAAACACCUGGCGUCCCAGCACGGCUCCCCAAAGCUGGAGGACGAGGAGGAGAACCUGUGUCCUGUCUGCGGGGAGAGCUUCUCCAACAGAGGAGGUCUGGAGAGGCACAUCCGUCUGCUGCACUCCUCGCAGGUGUAUCCGUGUAAAUACUGCCCCGCCGUGUUCUACAGCUCCCCGGGCCUCACCCGGCACAUCAACAAGUGCCACCCGUCCGAGAACCGGCAGGUGAUCCUGCUGCAGAUGCCGCUGCGUCCUGCCUGCUGA